Molecule: messenger RNA, 399 nt
Organism: Trichoderma asperellum CBS 433.97
Lineage: Eukaryota; Fungi; Ascomycota; Sordariomycetes; Hypocreales; Hypocreaceae
Source: RefSeq, a predicted model, not a curated record
GAGAAGAAUAUGUUGUUAUCUUUCAUUCCAUCUCGAUACAGAUACUUUCCUUUUAACUACGCAAUAGACUGCCUUGCCGCUGAUGAUGAAUUUUCCGCAGAAAGACAUCUUGAAGCCCUACAUCUAUAUGGUAAGGCACUACGGGCUCUCCAGGAGCUAAUUGAUGAUGAAGAAACACGAAUGACGCUAGAAGCACUCUGUGGUGUGGAAUUACUAGGACUUUUCGAGAUAUUGAUAAUAAAAUGCUUUAACGGUAGCUCACCAUCACAUUCUUGGACGCGUCAUGCUGCGGGCAUAGCUAAACUUAUUCAAUUUCAGGGAGCCGAUCGAGAUCGAACAGAGUUUGAACUAGCUUUGAUCUCUGCCUUCGCUGGUCCACUGGUAUGUACUCCUACUUGA